AUGGACGCGCACACCCGGUGGAAACGGCGGGGCUGGCCGAGCCGGCCCGGGAGCCUGGCGCUGCUCCUGCUCGCCGCCCUCGCCCACAGCCGCGCAGCUGAGCCUGCAGAUCUAUUGAAGGUAUUAGAUUUCCAUAAUUUACCCGACGGCAUCUCAAAAACGACAGGAUUCUGCACCAGCAGGCGGUCUUCCAAGGGAGCAGAUGUGGCCUAUCACGUGACCAAGGAUGCCCAGCUGAGUGCCCCAACCAAGCAGCUUUUCCCUGUGUCUCCGUUUCCCGAGGAUUUCUCAAUCCUGACCACGGUGAAGGCCAAGAAGGGCGGCCAGUCUUUCCUGAUCUCCAUUUACAACGAGCAAGGCAUCCAGCAGGUCGGGGUGGAGCUGGGGCGGUCCCCGGUUUUCCUGUAUGAGGACCACAUGGAGAAGCCGGGCCCCGAGAACUACCCUCUCUUCCGGGGCAUCAACCUCUCGGAUGGCAAGUGGCAUCGAGUUGCUUUCAGCGUCCAUAAGAAGAACGUCACUCUGAUUUUGGACUGUAAAAAAAAGGUCACCAAGUUCCUGGACCGAAGCGACCACCCCAUCAUUGACGUUAAUGGCAUCAUUGUCUUUGGAACAAGGAUCCUGGACGAGGAAGUGUUUGAGGUAAGCGUGCAAGAGAGACAGAACGGCCGGGAUGUCCGGAAGGCGUCUCGAUGCUGA
Molecule: messenger RNA, 699 nt
Organism: Protobothrops mucrosquamatus (brown spotted pit viper)
Lineage: Eukaryota; Metazoa; Chordata; Lepidosauria; Squamata; Viperidae
Product: collagen alpha-1(V) chain-like
Exons: 4
Coding region: 1-699 (232 amino acids)
Biological process (GO): translational elongation
Cellular component (GO): nucleus; cytoplasm
Source: RefSeq, a predicted model, not a curated record